Molecule: messenger RNA, 1106 nt
Organism: Magnolia sinica
Lineage: Eukaryota; Viridiplantae; Streptophyta; Magnoliopsida; Magnoliales; Magnoliaceae
Product: nucleoid-associated protein At4g30620, chloroplastic-like
Exons: 7
Coding region: 73-663 (196 amino acids)
Molecular function (GO): DNA binding
Source: RefSeq, a predicted model, not a curated record
ACAAAGCUAUCUCCUCGCACGGCUCCAUUUCUCACACUCUCUCUCUCUCUCUCUCUCUCUCUCUCUCUGCAAAUGGCUUCUUCGAGUGCUCUAACAGCUCGGAUUUCCUUCUCUCACAGGCCAAAUGACCGGAAUGCCCCCGCCUUCUCUUCUAUUUCCACCUGUAAUAAACUGAGCAAAAAUACUAGCGUGACAGGUGGACAUAUCUUAGCCUGGCCUUGCAGGAAAAACGCGCACACAAGGAGAUCUCUCCGUGUUUGUAGUUUAUUUGGAGGGAAAAAGGAAAAUAAUGAAAAGAAGGAUGAUUCACCUUCAAAGGCAAGGAUUUUUGGAAAUAUGCAAAAUCUAUAUGAGACCGUUAAGAAGGCCCAAAUGGUUGUCCAAGUUGAAGCAGUGCGUGUACAGAAAGAACUUGCUGAAGCAGAGUUUGAUGGCUAUUGUGAAGGCGAGCUAAUCAAGGUAACACUUUCUGGAAACCAACAACCCCUGCGUACUGAAAUCACUGAGGCUGCAAUGGAGUUGGGACCUGAAAAGCUCUCGCUCUUAGUAACUGAGGCAUACAUGGACGCACACCAGAAGAGUGUUCAGGCCAUGAAGGAGAGGAUGAGCAAUCUCGCCCAGAGCCUGGGAAUGCCGCCAGGCCUCGGUGAGGGACUCAAGUGACAGGUAUUUCAUCAUGCUGGUAAGAGAGAAACAAGCUUCAAUUUUGAAUACUAAGCAAAAGCGGGCCACACACAUCAUGACCGUGCAAUCAUAGUAAUCUUCUCCACCUCUUUCCUUUUGUUUUCUGAUGAUUUAUAACUGCUCUGGUCCAAACAUGGUUUACUUAACAAAAGAGAAGAUUUACAGCCUAUCACCCUCCUUGUCUUUAUUGUUUCUCAAGAAAGCAUGUAGCGAACAUUCGUUUUCUGUUCCUUGAAUGAUCUCUUGAUGAUUCAAUGCCCCCUGCGGACACGUUCUUGUUGGCAAUUCUGUAAUGUUCUUAGUUUCUUUUUCCCAGGGAAAUUUGUGUAAUUAUACUGUUGGGUUUUGAUUUUUUAGUCCUUUUCCCCCCCUGUUUCCUCAAAUGUUGCGGAUUUGCUAUCGAUCUCUACAGGUUUGCCUUA